AUGGGUGCCUACAACCUGACUCGCCGUAUCCGUAGCCGUCUGAAAUCGGUUACGGAGGUGUGCGAGAUCUAUGCCUCUGUCUUGACGUGGCAAUGUAACGCGCGAACGUCCGCUUCUGAGAUGACGUCUGGCCGCAUAUCGAUCGAUACUGAAGCUGCAUACCUUGCGUCACCGACGAUGAGGUCCGCGCUCACCGCGAGGAAUGCAAGUCCGGCCCGGACUUCAUAUCCUGGCAGUCCGACCAGUAUUCCUAAGGAACAAGACGGCUAUAAGGAUGAUGAUAUAUCCACGAGCAAAUGUGUUCAGGAUCUAGCUGCACUGUUCGUAUCAAAAGAUGAACCAAAGCCAGAUAAAUCGCAUUAUUGUACAAAGAAGACGUCUCGGAAAUCAAAAGACACCGACCUACCUCUGACGACUUCCAGUGCAAUGACACCAAGCACGACUAUUCCAGAUUAUGAUUUUUUGGACAAAGAACUACGCAUUGUUUUGAUUGGCAUCACUGGUUCAGGGAAAAGCACAUCUGGCAAUUCAAUUCUUGGCUUUGACAAGAAACAAGGCUUUAAAUCGGAGGCUAGUUCAACCUCGAUUACAACAACAUGCUCAGUUAGGAAGGCUGCUCGGUUUGGCUGUAAUGUAGUGGUCAUUGAUACUCCUGGCACGUGUGAUACUAACCGUUCUGAGGGGGAGAUCACCAAGGAGAUUAUCCAGAGCAUUACCAUGUCAGCACCAGGUCCUCACGCCUUCGUCAUGGUUCUAAGAGUCAAGCGAUUUACCAAAGAAGAACAAGAUACAAUUAAAUACUUCAAAGAUGUAUUUGGUAAAGACAUGUUAAACUAUUUGUUCUUGCUUUUUACUGGACUUGACGAUCUUGAAGCAGAUGACAAAACCCUAGAAAUAUAUCUAGAUAAUGCUACAGGAGAACUUAAACAGCUGAUCCAAGAAUGUGAUGGCAAAUGCACUGCAAUAUACAAUCGAGAAAAGGACGCUACAGUGAAAGAAAUCCAAGUUAAGGAAUUGGUAGAUAUUAUCAAGAGGAAUGUUGCCAACAAUAAUGGAACUUAUUUUACAACAGACAUGAUGAAAGCAGCAGAGGAAGAGAUUCGUAAGCUGGAAGCCAUAAUACGACAAGAGAAAGAAGAAGAACUUAGAAAGAAAACUGAAAACAUCCAGAAAGAAGUAGAAGAAAAGUUUGAAAAAAGACAAAAAGAAUUGGAAGAAGAAAACAACGACUUGAAGGGCAACAUGGAUGAAUUGAAGAAAAAACUAGAAGACGAAAAGCAAACGAUGCUGGCAGAACGCACCGCAGCACUAAAGCAGGCACACGUCGACAUCACCGAAUUAAUUAGAAACGAAGUUCGAAACCAAGCCGAAAACGAAGAUUCCUUCGUAGAGACUGUUGCAGAAGCAUUCUGUAGUAUAGGGAGAAUAGUGAAAUAUCCUGUCAAAAAACUAAUCGGAUAAAAAUGAAAUUGAAAAUAAAUAAUCGAACAUAGCCACCCGUUAAAGAAGACAUGUAUCAGCAGAUUAAAACGUACGUUUUAUAAGAAUACAAGGCCUAAACAUUAGUGGUGUAACAAUAUAUCAAACUAUCGAUAUGUUGCAAUAGUUGGUGCCUCGAUAACAAUGCAUCGAUAGUUAAUUCAACUAUAUCGAUACCUAUCGCAAUUGUCUGCUCAGCUAUCGAUAGUGAAAGCACAACAACGAUGUAUGGACUUUAUAUUAUAAAUGUACUGAAUAUGAAUUCACUGCCUAGUGACAUUAUUACAGAUAACUAAGUACAUACACAAACAUACAUACAACCACAAACAUUCGUGCGUUCGCACGCACACUCACAGACAAACACACACACACACACACACACACACACACACACACACA
Molecule: messenger RNA, 1878 nt
Organism: Gigantopelta aegis
Lineage: Eukaryota; Metazoa; Mollusca; Gastropoda; Neomphalida; Peltospiridae
Product: GTPase IMAP family member 7-like
Exons: 6
Coding region: 1-1461 (486 amino acids)
Molecular function (GO): GTP binding
Source: RefSeq, a predicted model, not a curated record